Ooceraea biroi (clonal raider ant) is the source of this 2228-nucleotide messenger RNA. It is a transcript of the gene CTL5, whose product is annotated as C-type lectin 5. The record is from RefSeq and is a predicted model, not a curated record. Lineage: Eukaryota; Metazoa; Arthropoda; Insecta; Hymenoptera; Formicidae.
CGACGAGAAACAGAUCGACUCGGAUCAUACAAGCAAUCAUCGUGCUCGCAAAAAGAUGUCUACGAUGCAUUCGAUGACACGAUCCACUCCAGGACGCAGCGACCGCAGCGGAUUGCAGUUGUCGAGGAUCGCCCUGCCGGCAGAGUUUUCGAGAUCAUCGAUGAGCAUCGCCGAUCUGGCUUGAUCGAGGUGAGGGGGCAAAGACGACAAUUACAACGAGGAGGUAAUGGUGGUAAAGGGAGGAGGAGGAGGAGCAGGAGAAUAAUGACGAAGGUGGAGGAUUACCGUGGCGUGAACUGUGUACGGUGUCGGUGGUACGGCGAGAGCGACAUGCACACCGCAACGUCGACGACGACGGGCCGACAUUCAGGUGGGGUGAUGAUCCCACCCGGAGCGGAGGAGCCCGACGUCCACCUGACGAGAGAGGAUGAUGCCCCGCGCCGGUGGGAGGAAUUUAGGUUACUCGUACCACCGAGGAAUGUGGGCCGACUAUAUACCGGCUCAUCGCGACCGUCCGCCAGUUCAUUCCUUCCCCGGCACCUCAUCGGAUUCGUCGGAUCCGCCACUGCGCUACACACUAUCGGCCCUUGAUCGCUGUCGUCGUACUUCUCAUCGUUGUCUGCGACAGCGAAGUCUCUCCUCGCAGCUUGUCCCUAGGUAAGUUCAAGGGAGAAGCCGGAAGACCCAGGAACUAGAGGCACGCUCGACCGUCCUCGCGAACCCCGCAGCAUCCUCGAGGACCACCGCCUUCUUCAGUUCAAGGACCAUGAGGGCCAUCUGCUUGCUUCUCCUUGGCGUCGUCGUCGUGAGUGCCCAGCGUCGUUUAGCCUUGCCGGAUCCGCGAAGCUGCGCGAACCGUGUUCGUCACGCGACGUACAGGGAUGGCAGGGGGGUCGGGCACUCGUACUUCUUCAGCUGGGAACAUCAGCCGACCAGAAGCCUCGAGGUGGACUGGCUGGACGCUCGCAACAUCUGUCGUCGUCACUGCAUGGACGCCGUGUCCCUGGAGACUCCUCAAGAGAACGAGUUCGUCAAGCAGAGACUAGCGAGAGGAAACGUGAGAUACAUCUGGACAUCCGGCCGCAAGUGCAACUUCAACGGCUGCGACCGACCCGACCUCCAGCCCCAGAACAUCAAUGGAUGGUUCUGGUCCGGAUCCGGCGUUAAAAUCGGAGCGACGACCCAGCGCAACACCGGCGACUGGAGCAACACCGGUGGAUACGGCCAGCCGCAGCCGGACAACCGUGAAGCCGCACAGGGUAACGACGAGUCCUGCCUGUCCAUCUUGAACAACUUCUACAACGACGGCAUCAAGUGGCACGACGUGGCGUGUCACCACGUGAAGCCGUUCGUGUGCGAGGACAGCGAGGAGCUCCUCAACUUCGUCGCGUCCCGAAACCCGGGGAUCCGUCUCUGAAGGGACCAUGACGGCAGCGCGAGGGUGAGGACGGAUCCGUCGUCGUCAUCGAGGAAGCGCCGAGCGCGGACGAUAGCCGCACGCGGGUACACCGUCCACCCUCGCCACAUAUUCGCGUUUAUUUAUAAUUACACUAACCGAUAAAUCCCAAUUAACCGGACCGCGAUCGUAGCGUUUGCGCAAAUUCACCGGUAAGCGGAGCGAUUUUGGUAGCUCGGAGUUGUACGUAGGAGUGGUAUGUAUGUACAAGUGCAUUUAGUAUUGCGCGCACGUAAUCCACGCGACUUUUGUAUUCCUCCCGUACGAGAAUAAAUGCAUUUUCUCAUUUGUAUCCAACAGUGUAUUCGUAUUAUUUCUCUUGUGCCCCUCCUCCGAAUGGUAUUUCCGCUUUUUCGUGGCGACGUUCAAAGUGUUCGGAGCAAGGUCAGCGGAAAUCCGGUGAAAUCUGACAGGACUCGGCGAAGUUGGACAAGGUCUGACGCGUGGUUCAAUUUUAUUCCGGAUGUAUUACUAUUAUACGUGCAAAUAAAUUAUUAAAUUAUUAAGUUUUGAGAAUUGUUAUUGAUUAUAUAAUGUUAUAGAUUUUAUUAUAUCUUGUCGAGCAUUAAUAAAUUAAAAAAGCUAUAAUAUAAGAUUAUAUUUUUACAAACGUGACUUAUGUAUCUUUGCUUUUCAUAUAUAUAUAAUAUUAUUAGAAGUGACAGAAAAUCUCAUGAGAGAUGACAAAUAUUUUUAUGACUAAAUUGUAUUGCGUAUGUUAUGCACCUAAAGCGAAAACGUGCGAAAUAAAGAUUGAAACAUUUUCCACUCC